Messenger RNA from Hyaloscypha bicolor E, 2930 nucleotides. RefSeq lists its product as uncharacterized. Lineage: Eukaryota; Fungi; Ascomycota; Leotiomycetes; Helotiales; Hyaloscyphaceae. The record is from RefSeq and is a predicted model, not a curated record. The transcript has a single exon. The coding region runs from base 9 to 2537 and encodes 842 amino acids.
GAAUGAUAAUGCAGUCACUGCUCUUGAAGCAGAACCCUUCCAGAAUUCUUGAGGCAGAUCAGAUGGCUCAUAAUUUCCAAAAAGAUGUUCAAGGACAAAAUUCCCCGAUGACUGGCACCGCAGGAGAAGCACCCGACAUUGCCAACCAAAACGCAAUCAGAUUGUCACAAUGCUCAACCGUACCGCAAUUGACAGCAGAGCUCUUUCCAGUAUUUACAAACGCCAGGUCGCGUACCGGUGAACGAGCCAAGAUGAAAAAUGAUAUCUACAAAACAUUUGGAGACAUAUACGACGACAACCCCGCCCGCCUCACUCACGAUAUCAUCGAAAUUGCAAAGCACACCGUCUCGCAGGAGAGUAUGCACGCAUGGGCUAGCAACCUACGCUUUCUCACUGCCGGGCCUCCUUCAAACUCCAGCAGCGCGUUGGCCGGAGAGGCUUCGAAUGCUAUUCCCUGUGCCUGCGAAGACUGGCCAGCAUUUGAGGCAGAUCAUCAUUAUACGAAAUUACACCUUACCGCUUAUGGUCAGCUCAACACUUGUCCACACUACGUUGCAGUCUCAUACUGCUGGCAGCACGCAAGUAGUAGCUCGGAAGUCAAAGACGGGCCUUACCCAGUAUCUACGACCAGGGGAGUCAGACCCGGACGAGCGCCAGGAGAUGUUGUAAAGCGCGCAGUCAACUUUGCAGCUUCUCGGGGCGUAAAGUUCAUUUGGAUUGACCAGGAGUGUAUAGAGCAGGAUGAUCGGGAGGAUAAAGAGCUCGGGGUGCAGUCCAUGGAUCUGGUUUACCAACGCUCAUUCUACCCUCUCGGCCUUUUUGAGGUCAAAAUCGAAAGGCAAAAUCAAAUGGAUGCCAUGGCACAGGCUAUUGGGCGGCGGAAUCGCGAGGGUGACGAAAAGGGCGUGGGACAAAGACUUGACGUCUUUUUUGAAAACCAAGAGCCUGUUACGGAAGAGGAACUGCGAAGUUUGACAGAGGUUUUCGAGCUCUUGGCUACUGACAGAUGGCUGAGGCGGGCUUGGAUUCUUCAAGAAACGGUGCUAGCUGGUCAUCGAAUGACUUUUAUGAUUCGAUCCAACUCAGGAAUCACAAUCAGAAGUCCAAUCAACCCGAGCGGCAUCAAAGGCGAGAUAUGUUUGUCUAUCUUCGACUUAAAAGGUCUCGAUGGCGCGGGGACCGUUUAUUCUGGACUGGAAUUUACUAUCAGCGACGAAACCAAUGGAUCUCAUACGAUACUAUCAAGCUUGGUACGGAUUGCAAAAGUGGUGACGCCUCGUUUGGUUGUAGGAUGGAGGCUUUGGGAUGCGUACAGUCAUGCCAACAACGCCAUUGGAGCAAUAGUCCUACUCGAAACAUAUAUGAAUAGCCGAAUUCCUGACCGGCUUGCUAUCAUUGCAAAUCUUUGCAAUUAUCGCAAACGUCUAAGUACGACUGCAUUGGAUGAACUUGAGUUUGACUUCAGUGUAUGUCUCCUUACCCUUGCUCUGCUUAACGGCGACUUUUCCAUUUUGCGUUUAUGGCACGAGAUAUCACAUAACAUAGAGUUUCCUGCCUUCAAAUGGAAGAGGCAAUCCGAUCCACCUACACUGAAGCUUCUCAACAGCGAUCAACAUUGGAAAGCAUUCUCCUGGGCGCCCUCUCCUACAGCUCGUAUCGCACCACCAGACGUGUACUUAUUCAAGGAUGAAUUCAGCCUAAGAUUACGUUUAUUUUCCGACCCAGCAUUGCGACUGUCCGAGGCUAAAAUUCGAACCACCGGCCUGCAAUUUAUGGGCUGGUUGUGGACUACCGACAAUAUUAUCGAUUUUGAGGAUCUUAUGUCGUACUAUAUCAAUAGUUUCAUCAAUGCAGUCGACGAUGCGCCAGAUCUCAAUUCGGGGUUUAUGAGAUGGACCGAAGGUGCUGGAUUUAUGUGGAAAUUCUUCCAAGCCUUGGUCCAGCUUAAACUCUAUGAUCUAGCAGAACUCAUAUGGUCUCAAGCGGUAGUAGAUCAUUUGCAUGUGGAAACCUCCUCCAAUAAGAAUGCCUCGAAUGAAGCCCCCGUUAAGAAAUUCCACCUCAAAGGCCUGAAAUUUGAGGGAGGACGUCCUUUACUGAGCGAUAUGUUCGAUUAUGACUCCGGAUUUUACAUAGGCUAUGAGUCUUGUUGGCAUCUGAGCAUUUUGGAUUUCAUUGCGAUUAUGAGGACUUUACUACGUCGUGAGCUUGAGUGGAAUUGGAUCAUUCCGGAGAUCAUCGCCACAGGAUCUCUUUGGUAUGGAACACUUGAAACAAGUUCGGAUACAUGUUCCAGAGCAAUCGGAGUGUUCGAGCCAAUUGACAAAGGACACGUCCUGACGCCAGUUCUGAACACCGAUAUGAGAGCUGACAUAACGAACAUGUUUCUAAAAUCUUAUCGGCCAAGACCCCACUCAUGGGGGGUUGAAAGGAUAGGCGAUGACGGUGAUGGUUCUGUGUUGUGCCAUGGUAACGGUAUGAUAAGAGGAAUUUAUAAGACGUAUGGUGAAAAGAGUCAGAGAUACACUUUGGAUUGAAACCAGACUUUAUUUUAUUUUUACGGGACCAUAAGAGUUUCUUUAGGCUAUUUUCAUCUAAAAGUACCUUGAGCCAGUUAUGUUUCAUUCUUGGUCAUUUUACGAUAGAUACCAUUUAGGCAAGGAGAUAAUACUCCUGGCUCCUUAUCUUCGUUGUCCUCCCCCAUCUACUACCUCCUGCAUUGUAGCGGGAUGUGUCGUCCGGUGGGCCGCGUACUUUGACGAGAGAGGCGACAGGAAGCGGCCCCCAAUAUUGCGUUGAUGUCUCCUACGUUCCGAGUCCCAAAGGAUUCAUGGAACUACUAGUCGUGUGCUAUCUGUGUUUUUGUUGCGGAUCCGGGUGACAUUUAAUAGCAAGGAGCAGCAAUUUCCACUAAUUACUAUCCACAAUCA